AUGCCCCGCCGCCACCGGCCGGGCGCGGUGCGGGACCCCCAGGGCUUGUCGGCGGCCGCCCGCGACGGAUCAGACCAGCCCCGCCGCGGGGCUCCCGCCGCGGCCCCCGGGACCGGCCCUCCCCGCCCCGCCGCUGCCCUCGGGACCGCCCCGGCCCCGCCGGCCGCGCUCCCGCAGUCCCGGCGAUGCCGCGGACGGAGCUGCUCCGGUACCGGGCUGGCGGCGCGGGCACCUGGCGCAGCCUCCUGCCCGUGCGGCUCUCGGCGGCAGCGGCGCGGGAGGCGGCAGGUGCGGCCGGGGCAGCGGGUGUCCGGGCGGGAUUCACCGCACCCGCUCUUCUUGCGGGGGGGGCCGGGGCCCGCGAUCGCCUUCCAGGGGAGCCAGGGGUGCCUGACGGUGCCAGGGGGCCCUGGGACACCCCCACGGAUCUUCAUCUUCUCCAUCUCCUGCUGCAGCCAGGAUGAGCCGUGGGGCAGCUUGGAGUGUGUGCGGCUGGCCGUGUCCUGGACACAGAGCUGGACCCUGCUACCGUGGUACGAAGGGAAUCCUGGUGGGACAGGAGCGGGAGGACAGGCCGGGGAACAUGGCUCGGGAGCGGCUGCAAGAUGCCCUGCUGCAGCACAGCCAGGACUGCAGACCCUCUGCCCCAUCCUUCCUGGUGCCUCUGCAGCAGCCUCCAGGGCACGGGUCCCCGCAGGCCACCAGCAGGAACCUUCUGGGGGUGGUAAGUGCUCAGCGGUUCUGGUAGCGAGGUCCCCGUGGGGGGAGAGCCUGGUUCAGCACAGCUGCUUCCCAAAGGCAUCAGUUGUCUUCUCUUGGUGCCUCCUUCCCAGGAAAGCCCCCUUUGUCCGUCCUCAGCCUAAAUGCUCUAGGGCUCUGGCCUCUGCCCUUGCCUUGUGUACUGGCUACCCUGGGCAGGGUGCUGCUGCAAGGGGGAGUGGUACUGCUGUGGCCCCCAGUACAGCCCAAAGGACAGGGCAUGCCUCAGCACUGACAUGGAGCGAGGGAUACAACAGCCCUAGGAUAGAGCUGAUGAGGUUCCUGCAGCACCAGGUUCCAGCGCUGGGGACCAGGACAGGCCUGCGGCAGAGCAAUUUUGUCUUUCAGAAGUGCCUGGCACUGCUGGACUUCUCAGAUGCCAGAGCGAGCAAGAGGUCCCGGGUGCCAGCAUCCAGCUCUAGCUCAGAGGAAUGGCACUGGAGCUGCACGCAGACAGUCAGCACUCAGCACGUUGCACCUUUGCCACCCGGCAGCUGUUCUGUGGAGCUGGAGAGCCUGGAGAGCAAGGAGGAGGCAGGCGAUUCCCGGCAGGAGAGUGCCCUACGUCUGGAGCAGCACCUCCCUGUCCCCACAGAUGCCAGGUCUCAGCCUCGCAGCUCCUCCUUAGCAGAGAUCCUGGAUUACUUGCGGAAAUACCCUACCAUCUACUCAGCAGAGCAGUGCAGAGCCUACGAGGCAGCAUUUAGCACAGACUACGCUGAAUACUGCUGUCUGCAUGCUCGCAUUCGGAACGUGAGCAGAAGAGUCAUUUGGCUGGGAGCCAAAAUGAAGAUGUUGAGACAAGGAACGGAGGAACGCAAGGCACGUGGGGGACCUGGAGCACGAUGCAGCUAUGCUCCAGUUCUGCUCAUCUGCCACUUCUGGGUUGCAGACUUAUCCCAGCUAUCACCAGGAGAAGCAGCACUGCGAAUACCUCCACCAGAAGCUGUCUCACAUCAAAAGCCUGAUUCUACAGUUUGAAGGAAGUGGGAACUUGUAGGCAAACAGCUGCUACAGUUCUUUUUUAGCUUGCUUAACAGGAGUGCCCCUGAAGUGUGAGGGAAGCAGAUCCAAGCUGCUCCUGCCGCCCUGCAAUACUCGAGGCCAGCUGGAGAGCAAGAGACUUGGCUGCGGAGGAGAGGCAGUACUGUCCACUUGGAGCCCUCCUGCCAAAGGCUGAGCCCUGGUAGCCAUCUCACCAAAGUCUUUGGGGAGUGGCUGCCCUCUCACAGGGCUGGAGCAGUUUUCCACACGAGUCUCGUGUCUGUCAUGUUUACUCAGUUAACUAGGAAUCCUUCCUCAGAUGUCUGUUCCUCCUGAACUGAAGCCUCGUUAGCUUCAGUUUCAUUGCAGCAGAUGGUAAGGUUUACCUGGGUAGCCACCCGUCAGUACAGCUCCCUUUCUCCCAUCCUUUGUCUCUUGUCAGAGAGCUUCAGCCAAGCCUGCACUUACCGACUCUGGCUGCUCCAGGCACCCGGCCAAACCAACUGGAUCUCACCGCAUGCACGCCCCAGGCCAGCAGUCACAGAGUGGGAGCAAAGUGAGGACCAGGAAAGCCUCCCCAGGCUCUCCCUUGCCCGAGACAGGGCAAUGCCCUCUCCCCCAGUGAAGGGGUGCUCUGGCUUGGUUGUACAGUGGGCAGCAGGGCCUGUUGGAUUCUUCAUUCCUUGCACUCCGUAACCGGCUGCAAGGUUCCUGCCAGCUCCAGGUACAGGGAGUACUCACCAUCCCCCUCCAUGCAUCCAUGUCUGUUCUGAGAGACUGGAACGCCUGCUCCUGGUAGGGCAUACAGAGGCAGAUGUAGUAUCAGAGUGGGAUGUAGCUGGGGAAGAGAAUUGUGCCUUUCAGAAGUGAUGGGGCGUAGCUGAGAGAAUUGUGUAGAGAGAAUUGUGUGCUAAGCAUUUUAUGAGCCACUAGACCUGGAGAAUUCCAGCAGCAAUAAAUAAUUGGUACUCAGCCUUCAUAGUUGUGGGGGAGAAAUCCAGAGAAAGCAGCUCUGUCCUCUUACCAUGGUAACUGCUGCAACGCAGCUGAGCCUUAAGGGCCUCCAGAUCCUCACUUUCAACUCACAUGCAGCCCAAGAUAUUGGGAGCCAUGGCAACAGCUCCUCUGUCCCACUCUGGCUUGCUCCUGACCUCCCCAGGCAGCACAUUGCGGACUGCUGGAAGGUAGGACUGCCUGCACCCCAAGACAGUCACUCAGAGCCAGCACCAUCCACCUGCAGUACAGGAUCCUAUCUCUCUCCCUUGAGAGGGAACCACAACUACCAGCUUGCUUUCCUCUAAGAGAAGUGAUGAUCUUACAACUGACUGUCCUCCUAGCUGUGCUAGCACCAGACAGACGCACUGACCGUGAGGAAUGCCCUCAGCGUUGGCUGGACUUGCCUGUGUGCAGUGCUCCUUCCCUACACUUGAUGACUUUUGCAUCAGCUGAAAAGCCCAUUUAUUGCUGCUGCUUGCAUGCUGCUGAGCAAGCCCUGUGCUUUUCUAGAUCCAACAGUCGUGGGUAGAACCACACGCCUCCAGCCUUGCCAAGGCAGCAGAAGCAUUUGUGAACAGACUCCCGAGCCCCAGAUGAGCACAAAUGCAGCCCAUGAAGCAUGGCACACUGGGACAGCUGCUACUGCCACACUUUGGAAGGACUCCUGUGAGCAGAGGAAGGAGAACAGGGU
Messenger RNA from Cuculus canorus (common cuckoo), 3430 nucleotides. RefSeq names its product elongation factor for RNA polymerase II 3 (gene ELL3). Lineage: Eukaryota; Metazoa; Chordata; Aves; Cuculiformes; Cuculidae. The transcript is spliced from 8 exons. Gene Ontology annotation, cellular component: transcription elongation factor complex. Gene Ontology annotation, biological process: snRNA transcription by RNA polymerase II; positive regulation of transcription elongation by RNA polymerase II; transcription elongation by RNA polymerase II. The coding region runs from base 1 to 1740 and encodes 579 amino acids. Gene Ontology annotation, molecular function: cis-regulatory region sequence-specific DNA binding. The record is from RefSeq and is a predicted model, not a curated record.